UAUGUACAUGUAAACAAACAUUAUGCAAUCCGUACUACAUAAGUGCAUCAAUAGUUACACAAUAAUAAAAAUGUGGAAAUGGAAGAUUUGGUGAAGCAGAGAUAGAAAGAUACUGUAAAUAGAACUCUACGUGGAGAAUUUUGAAAGUGUCUUCAUUUAACCUAAUACAUAAACAACACAUCUUUCAAAUAAACUGCCGAAGGUACUGUAUGACAGCGAAGCAUGUAUCUAGACUUUCUCACCUACAUUGGAGGAAGGCAGUUGAGAGUACCAAAGAUAUGAAACAGAAUAACUGAGCUUUAUUAUGUGAAAUUUCAAGGUGGAGCUUGAAAUGAUAUGUUGGACACCAAUGAAAACUGCUGUUUUGUGCUCGGUUAUGCUGAACCAAAGAUGUGUGAUAAUCAACAGGAGACAAUUAUGGAAUCCUUAUUUUCUUCCCAGAAGAUUAAUAAGUGAAGAAAAAAAGAGAAAAAUCUUAGAAGAACGAAAGAAGAUGAGGGAAGAAUUCCAGGUAAAAGAAGCACAGUGGGAGAGCCUGGUGGACAGAAGCCUAUUGUUAGAUAAAGAUGUGAAGAUUUACGAGGAACAUAAAGCUGCAGUUGUUCGAGGCCAUUUUACAUAUGACGACCCUUUCACGGGAUACAGAGUCAUGACAAGACUACGUCAUUUCUUAAGAGGCUCAUGCUGUGGUAAUGCCUGUAGACAUUGCAUAUAUGAACAUGAAAAUGUAGCAGACAUAGACAAAGCACGAAGAAUCUACAAUUCUGCAUUUUGGGUGGAUAUAAGUGAAAGGCCUGAUUUAGUGAAGAGGAACAAGGAUUAUGCAAAAUCAUCUCUGAACAUGACAGACCGCAGGAAGGAAUUUGGUCGAGGAAAGGAAGAUGAAUUAUUAGAGGAAAGUUGUGAUCCAUUAUUAUUUAAACAUUAAACCUUUUUAACAAUUAUGAAGGGCAAGAAAACUGUAAUUAUAUAGAUUCAUUUACUAGAAAAACCUUAUAAUGAGUACAUAAUUAUUUUUAGUUAGACACAAAGAAGCAUGUGUUGUAACUUUUAACAUGAUAUUUAGCAGUGAAGUACUGAACUUGCCUUGUAUUUUAGAUACAACAGAAAAUCUUUUGUUUUUAUAUGAGAAAAAGAAUUGCAGUACAACUAAAUUUCUAAUAUAACAAUUUCAAAAUUGGUCUGUAAUAUGUAGGAAAACCAUAGUUUCAAUUACCAACAGGUCCAUUUUUUCUCAGGUUCAUUAACAUCUCAGCUUUCAAAUGAAAAUUUAUAUAUAUAGGUUUUGUUAAUGAUAUUUUGAAAAUGUAUGUACAUUUAUAGAAGUUGAAGAAUAAAUAUGAUUAAAUUUU
Penaeus vannamei (Pacific white shrimp) is the source of this 1352-nucleotide messenger RNA. RefSeq lists its product as uncharacterized. NCBI's taxonomy places the organism in Eukaryota, Metazoa, Arthropoda, Malacostraca, Decapoda, Penaeidae. The record is from RefSeq and is a predicted model, not a curated record.